CCCCGGCCCCGGCCCCGGCCCCGGCCCCGCACCGCCGUCCCUCCGCCUUCCCCCGGGGCGGGCAGCGGGCUGGAGGCGGCCGGGCUGGCCAGCGCUGCCCCGGCCAUGCCGGUGCCGGUUCCCCGGCGGAGCUGCCGGUGCCCCGGGGUGCGGAGGAGGCUGCCGGUCCUGCGCUGGCUCCCGCGCUAUUCCCUGGCCUGGCUGCAGCUCGACCUGAUCGCCGGCCUCACCGUGGGGCUCACCGUGGUGCCGCAGGCGCUGGCGUACGCCGAGGUGGCCGGGCUGCCUCUGCAGUACGGCCUCUAUUCCUCCUUCAUGGGCUGCUUUGUCUACUGCUUCCUGGGCACCGCCAAGGACGUGACGCUGGGUCCCACAGCCAUCAUGUCGCUGCUUGUCUCUUCUUACGCGUUCCACGAGCCUGUUUAUGCCGUCCUGCUCGCCUUCCUCUCUGGCUGCAUCCAGCUGGCCAUGGGGCUCCUGCACCUUGGUUUCCUCCUGGACUUCAUUUCCUGCCCAGUCAUUAAAGGGUUUACAUCGGCUGCUUCCGUCACCAUUAGCUUCAGCCAGGUCAAGAACAUCCUGGGGCUGCAGGGGAUCCCGCGGCAGUUUUUCCUGCAGGCGUAUGAGAUGCUGCGGAGGAUCGGGGAGACCAGGGCUGCGGACGCCGUCCUGGGGCUGGGCUGCCUGGCCGCGCUGGCAGGGCUCCGGGCGAUGAAGAGCCGCCUGCCCCGAGCUGCCCCUGCGGAGCCGCUGGCUGCCAGGGUCAGCUACCUGAUCGUCUGGACCUCCGCCACGGCACGCAACGCCCUCGUCGUCCUGUUUGCUGGCCUGGUUGCUUACUCCUUCCAGGUGACGGGCUCCCAGCCGCUCACGCUCACCGGCAGCAUCCCCCAUGGCCUCCCCGCCUUCCGCCCGCCGCGCUUCUCCAUGGCUGCACCCAACGGCACCGUCCCCUUCCAGAGCAUGGUGGAGGACAUGGGGGCCGGGCUGGCCGUGGUCCCGCUCAUGGGCCUGCUGGAGACCAUUGCGAUUGCCAAGGCUUUUGCCUCGCAGAACGAUUACAGGAUUGACCCCAACCAGGAGCUGCUGGCUAUGGGCUUCGCCAACAUCCUGGGCUCCUUCGUCUCAUCGUACCCCAUCACAGGCAGCUUUGGCCGGACAGCGGUGAACGCGCAGUCGGGUGUCUGCACCCCCGCGGGAGGGCUCGUCACAGGCACCCUGGUCCUGCUCUCGCUGGCGUACCUCACCUCGCUCUUCUACUACAUCCCCAAAGCGGCGCUGGCUGCCGUCAUCAUCUCGGCUGUGGUCCCCAUGUUUGACGCUGGGAUCUUCAGGACGCUCUGGAGGGUUAAGAGUGAGGGCAGGAGCCGGGGGCGGUCGAUCCCCCGGUACAGCCCCCAGAGCAGGCGCUGUCCCCGAGGGCCCUGUGGCACGAGGACAAGGCGCAGCUGGGCCUGGGUUGUCUCUUCUUGCAGGGCUGGACCUUGUGCCUCUCUGCGCGACGUUCCUGCUCUGCUUCUGGGAGGUCCAGUACGGUAUCGUGGCCGGGGUGCUGGUCUCAGGGAUUCUCCUGCUCUACCCCAUUGCCAGGCCCCCAAUAAAGGUGUUGGAGGGGGACGUGCUCCUCGUGCAGCCGGGGAGCAGCCUGCACUUCCCAGCCGUCGAGCACCUCCGGGACGCGGUGUGCAGCCACGCUCUGGCAGCAGCCUCUCCACCACGCUCCGUCGUCCUGGACUGUCGCCACAUCAGCAGCAUCGAUUACACGGUGGUGGUGGGGCUGGCAGAGCUGCUGCAGGAGCUGCGCAAGCACGGCCUCUCGCCGGCCUUCUGCAGGCUGCAGGACCCUGUUCUCCAAGUCCUGCUGUCCGCAGGAUUAGAAGGAUUCCAGCAUUUCCCCAGCCGGGAGGAGGCAGAGCGGUGCGGAGGAGCGGAGCUGGGGGGCAGCGGGGCAGCCCCCCCCACCAGCACCAGCGAGAGCUCACUGCUGCCCACGGGACUCAUCCAGUAAGUCGAGGAGCUGCCUGGGACCUCAGGGGCAGCGUCGCCGCCUCCUCGCCUCCGACUGCGCCGGGGCUCUGCGUCCUAUGCCGCACAAAGCUGCGGCUGUGACCCCCCCUCCCCGGUGACAUCCGACCAACACCCUCCACCGGAGCCGCCUGCCGCUGCCCUCCUGGGCAGCGGGGUGGGGUGUCUGUCGGGGGACCCUCCCCACGUCCCACGCCGGGGAGGGCAGAGCAGCACCAGCCCAACCCUACGCGGGCGGUGUGAGGGGCGGCAGAGCUGGUGGGGACACUGGGACCAGUGGUCUGGCUGCUCCCACACCAGCUCCCCAGCCCCACCGGAGCUCUGGCACCUCGCCGGCUCUGCAGGCCAAGGGCAGGCAGUGCGUGGAAGGGAUUAGCGGGGCAAAAUGGUUCCCUAUCACAGUCACUGGGAAAAAGCCAUCCCUCCUCCAGGCCCUCCCCAUCCCCGAAGCUGCUGUCUUUUUUUAAUCACGUGUUUUAAUUCUGGAGAUUUUUCUUAUUCUGGAGCGUACUGAACUGUGACGCAGAGUGUACUCUUGUCAAAGCGAGUUUCAAGGAUGCUGGUGCUGCACUCUGAGCCCAAGGGCAGCUGCAGGUCUCAACCUCAGCCUGCUGGGAAAUUAAAAACAUCGGUGAUUUUUCUCCGUACUGAUCCCUCUUGGUUUGUGUGGUGUUUUGCCAAACGCUGCCAUCGGGCAGGACUGGACUGUCGCCCUGGGGGUGCAGCCCCUCGCCUGAGUCCUGCCAGGCACCCAAGGGGACAAGCACAGUGACACCAGCUUGGGCUUGCCUUGCUGUAAAAUGAGUGCAAAAAACAGUACUGCUGGCGGGCAGCAGGGCUGGCAGGGGCAGGGUUCAGGAGAAAGCAGUUUUCCUGAACUGCCCUUUGCUGACACCCACCCAUAAGGACGGUACAAUAAAGCAGUAAUUCCAAAUGA
This is a messenger RNA of Tyto alba (common barn owl), 2962 nucleotides long. It is a transcript of the gene SLC26A11, whose product is annotated as solute carrier family 26 member 11. Gene Ontology annotation, biological process: transmembrane transport. The record is from RefSeq and is a predicted model, not a curated record. The transcript is spliced from 15 exons. Gene Ontology annotation, cellular component: membrane. Lineage: Eukaryota; Metazoa; Chordata; Aves; Strigiformes; Tytonidae. Gene Ontology annotation, molecular function: sulfate transmembrane transporter activity. Bases 106 to 2109 code for a protein of 667 amino acids.